AGUGAUAAAAUCCGAGAGAGGGGGUGCGUCGACAUCCAGGUGAAUCCAAGUAAUAAAUUGCAGGUUUCUCUUUUUAAAUAUUUUUGUUGAGAUCUUUUCCAAUUGCCCAAUUUCUCUUUUCGAAAGGGUUUUCUUAUAUUUGGGGGAAGACGGAAUUAUUAGGGUUUAGGUUAUUUUGAUUGGUAAAGAAGAAGGAAGGAAGAUGCAGCAGUCUCCUCAAAUGUUUCCGAUGGUUCCUUCCAUUCCUCCUACUAACAACAUCACUACCGAACAGAUCCAAAAGUACCUUGAUGAAAACAAGAAGCUGAUAAUGGCGAUCAUGGAAAACCAGAAUCUCGGAAAACUUGCAGAAUGUGCCCAGUACCAGGCUCUUCUCCAGAAGAACUUGAUGUAUCUUGCUGCAAUUGCUGAUGCUCAACCCCCACCACCUACACCAGGAGCUGCACCAACACCAGCUAUGGCUUCCCAGAUGACAACACCGCAUCCUGGGAUGCAACCACCAAGCUACUUCAUGCAGCAUCCACAAGCUCCAGGAAUGGGUCAACAAGCGUCACCCGCAGGGAUUUUCCCUCCAAGAGGUCCUUUACAGUUUGGUAGCCCACACCAUCUUCAAGAUCCGCAACAGCAGCAGAUUAUGCAGGGGCACAUGGGGAUUAGACCAAUGGGAAUGAACAACAACGGGAUGCAGCAUGCGAUGCAACAACCAGAAACCAGUCUUGGAGGAAGCGUGGGACUUAGAGGUGGCAAGCAAGAUGGAGCAGAUGGACAAGGAAAAGAUGAUGGCAAGUAAAAGGAACCAAAGAAGCUUUGUUUUUGUUGAUAUUUAGGACUUCUGCGUCUCACGAGGGUUUUGCAAUAGCUUAUUUAAGUUUUAACAGAAGAUAGUCUGUUGAAUAGUUCCACAAACUGUGUUGUAAUGUAUUGUUAUCUAGUAGUACAAGCACGUAUUGGUUUAGAAA
Molecule: messenger RNA, 959 nt
Organism: Capsella rubella
Lineage: Eukaryota; Viridiplantae; Streptophyta; Magnoliopsida; Brassicales; Brassicaceae
Product: GRF1-interacting factor 2
Exons: 5
Coding region: 203-790 (195 amino acids)
Biological process (GO): leaf development; positive regulation of transcription by RNA polymerase II; cell population proliferation
Cellular component (GO): nucleus
Molecular function (GO): transcription coactivator activity
Source: RefSeq, a predicted model, not a curated record